Zalophus californianus (California sea lion) is the source of this 1692-nucleotide messenger RNA. It is a transcript of the gene C4H1orf141, whose product is annotated as chromosome 4 C1orf141 homolog. NCBI's taxonomy places the organism in Eukaryota, Metazoa, Chordata, Mammalia, Carnivora, Otariidae. The record is from RefSeq and is a predicted model, not a curated record.
CAGAGUAGAGCGUUUCCCUACAAGUAUGGAACAACAAAGGGGCAACACAGAGAAGUUAAGCAAUUAGCCCAGAGUCAUACAGCUGAUAAGUAGCAGAGCCAAGGACUCCAGGCAGUCUGACUCCAUCUGUCCAUGUUCUUAACCAACACAUUAUGCUGCCUUUCUAAGUUUGAAGGAAUUUACUGACUGAAAAUGGCAGAAAAAAUCUUAGAGAAGUUCGAUAUUCUGGAUGAACAGGCAAAGAUACUCUUGGCCAGAAGAGCAAAGGUUUAAAAACAGCCUUCAGAGUCAAGGAAAGGAAAAUACUUCAGUACACCCCUGACGUUUGACUUUCACUUAGAAUUUGAAGAGGCCAUUGUUCCAUCCAUAUCUAAGAAAGUACCUAGGAUCACAGAAGAUAAUUCAUACAGAAUUAAAAAAGCAAAAAGGAUCACUAGCUUGGCAGUCAGCAAUCUGAGUGGGGAAACAGCAAAGUGGCCUAAGCCCAGUAAUAACCCCAAUGUCCAUUUUCCCCCUCAGAAACUCAAGUAUCCUUGCCAUACCAAACAGUGGGAUGCGAUAUGUCUCUUCAAAGAUGAACCUGAACCUAGAAAGAGUGAUUUUGAAAAGUUAAAUUUAAGACCACACUUUGUACCAACAAAUAUAAAAAAUCAAGAAAGCAAGUCAAUAGAGCCAUUGAAAGAAAAUCUGAAAUCAAGAUCUUUUAGACCCUUUCUUUAUCUUAAGGAUACAACUGAGAAUACACAACCAUGUAGAAGAACACUGGGUCCUACCAUCAUUUCUCCUGCACCCAGGAUUCAAUCCAAUGCUAACAAGAAGGAAAAAGACUCGACUUUAUUUGCAGCUCAAACUGUAAAAAACCCUGAGGAAUCAUUACAUUUGUCUGGUCACUUAGAAGAUUAUAUCAAUGAAAGAAGAAAAUCUCCCCCACAGAUGGAUGAUUUUAGCACUGAAGGAAACAAAACCAUCAAAAAUGAUCAAUUAAGUGAAUAUUGCUCCAUAAGAAAGAAAAGCUUGCUUCCCUUGUGCUUUGAGGAUGAAUUGAAAAAGCCAAAUGCCAAGAUAAUCAACAUUAGUCCACCAAAGACAGUAACUUCUCACGUGGAACAAAAUGACACAAAUCCCAUAAUUUUCCAUGAGACUGGAUAUGUACAAAUGUUACUUUUGACAAAAAAUAAGCUUCCUUUCCAUCCUAUGGAAAAGGAAAACAUUUACCCAUAUAAAAGAGCAGAUUUUCUUUUAGAAAGAAAUUGUGAAAUCCUCAAAUCUUUAAUUAGUGAUCAAUUUAUUAUUCCUUCCAAACCUAAAAGAAUUAUGCCUACAACAUGGAAAAGAGAUAUACAAGCAAUAUCUUUUGAAGUGGGCCAUAGAAUUGUAGAGGGUAAACUAAGGAAGAAAAAUAAUAAGCAGACACUUGAAAACUUAUCCCAGAGUAAACUCUACAAUUUCUCACAGACUUUUUCCAGCCUAACAAAAAAAUUUGUUGGCUUCUUUGAUAAAAGUGUUAUUCAGGAAAUGAGUGCUAGACAUGGCAACUAAGAAAGAAUGUUUUCUACAGUAAAACCAAGGAACAAAUUCAGUGCCUUACUGGUCAAACAUUGCUCAAAGCCUUUGAAAAAUAUACUCAAAGUUAAUAAAUUAAAUAAUGUAACACCAAUGGAUGAUUUGUUAAACUAGUCAAAUGAAAUUUAG